Morone saxatilis (striped sea-bass) is the source of this 6650-nucleotide messenger RNA. Its product is annotated as C2 calcium-dependent domain-containing protein 4C. NCBI's taxonomy places the organism in Eukaryota, Metazoa, Chordata, Actinopteri, Moronidae. The coding region runs from base 166 to 1419 and encodes 417 amino acids. The record is from RefSeq and is a predicted model, not a curated record. The transcript has 2 exons.
UGAGGGUGCAGAGCAGCGCCGCGCAGCGCACAGGAUUCACCCGAGGAGGAAACACCUGUUACUGACGGAGCAAGUGGACGGAGAGGAACGAGUGCUUUGCUUUAGUGCUACACACCUGACUGCAUCUACACCACACACCCACACAUCCCACUGCCUUGUGGGACCAUGUGGGUUCUGGAUAAGAUCCGCGGGUCGGUGGAGACUGGCGUGCUGCGACAGGGGGAGAACGGAGACAAAAAAGGCGCCACGCCGUCUUACAGCAACGUCCUCACCCCAGAUAAGAUCCCAGACUUUUUCAUCCCGCCAAAGCUAGUGAGCACCCCUCCAGAACCUGAGAUUCCUAGCCUGAAGCCCAAAGAGGGACUGCAACCCUCAACUUCAGAGCAAACCAUUGGCAGUGGAAAGAAGAUCAGCAGCCCAAGAAGUCCACGGCUGGUAGCCAAGAUUGCAGGAGACACCAAGAACUUGCUGAGAGUGGCAAACCGUCACAUCAUACAGAUCGAGAGUGCUGAUGAUGUUGUGGCUGGAGACACCAAUGCAGACCCCCAGUCGCAGACGGCGAUGUCCCUGCCUUACAUCCCCAAGACUCACACACCUUAUGGCUUUGCAACCCUGAAGGAAAGCCCCCACACUCGCCGCAAAGAGUCACUCUUCCACUGCGAGCACACCAGUCCCAUCACCUCCCCGAACACCCAGAGAAAGGGGAAAAGCAGCGAUGGGGGAAACCAUCUGAAUCCAGCUGACUUCAACACCUCUCACAUGAAUCCUUAUCGAUACUUCAGCGGCGGGGAAAGUGAUACCUGCUCCUCCGCUGAGUCCUCUCCUUUCAGCUCCCCCCUGCUCUCCCGCUCUGCCUCCCUGCUCAAGAUCUUCACCCAUGAGACGCAGGCCAAAGUCGUGAAAGCCAAGAGGACGUUCGCUCGCCACAGUUCCCUCUCCACCGACGAGUGCAGCUCGGCCGAGCCCAGCCCCAAUAUCCAGCGAAGGCUCCAUGUGCCCUCCUUCCACGGAGGUGCUGGGGGGUCAGACCACGGGCUCCACCGGGAGCACACCAUCAACCUGCACAAAGGCGGGUCGCUGAGGAUCAGCGCCAACUACGACUCCAGCACCUCCCGCCUGCUCAUCCGCAUUCUGGCUGCGGAGAGUCUUUACGACAAGCACUUUGACAUCAAGAGCAUCAACUGCUGUGUGUCCGUCUACUUGAACCCGGGCAAGCUGCAGAAGCAAAGGAGCAACAUUAUCAAGAACAGCCGCAACCCGGUCUUCAACGAGGACUUCUUCUUUGACUCAAUAAGCUCGGUUCAGGUGAAGAACCUGUCAGUGAAGUUCAAGGUGGUGAACAAGGGCACCAGCCUCAAGAGGGACAAUCUGCUGGGAGAGCGGGAGGUGCCUCUAACAAAGCUGCUUUCAGGGCUUUAAAGCCACAGGGGGCAAAAAAAACAAGGAUGCUGAUUGAAACUUUAAUUAGAUGUUUGCACUGGUUUCUAUACAAACGGCUCUUUUUAUUCCAAUAGAUGAAAAAGGCGAACUACAAUAAAGGGAGGGGACAACAAAGGGUUUCCAGUAAGUGAAACAUAUUCCUAGAAGGAGGGAGGCUUUCUUUUGAGAUCUAAAAAAAGAAACACCAAGCUCAGAAAAUGAAUCACUUGAUGGACGGAUGAAGGAUUUGUGGUGGUCGAGGCCUGCCUGGUUGAAUGCUCAUUAAACCAAGCCGGGCUCGACAGCAACAGAUGAAUUCAACAGAUGAAAGGUUUUUUUUUCUUUUCUGGACGUAUCUCCCAGCCAACUUCCUCAGCCAGGUCUGGUUCAAAGGUUGGACGACACCUGUGCAUCAGCCUGUCUCACUGUCCUUGCCUGCAUUGUGUUCGCCAUGCGUGGCGGUUUUUUAUUAUUGUAAUGUGACAGAUAUCCACAGCAGCACAGGAUGUGAUUCUGCUUUAGCUACAUCAUGUGUUCGGCACAAAGAUGUUUUUGUGAAUCAGUGCGAGCUUUGAAGUGGCACUACAUCCUGAUGUGCAAAUGACCCUUUGAUCCCAGUUGCCAUGGCCCACCUCCUACAGGGGAAGGCAAGGGACAAAUAGAGCAGUCACAAUAGACACAUUUACAUGCACAUCGAAAAUAGAAUUGUAAUGUGAUUAGUAAUGCAAGUAAGACUAAUCCUGUGAUUGCAUAAUCUCAUUAUGUAAUUAUUAACAGUUCUUAGUAACAGUUAAUAUCCCAGUAACGUAUAAGUGCUGCAAAAAUCUCAAAGUUUUGUAAAUUUAGUAAAGUUAAAGGUGACCUAGUAAACAAAUGUUGAGUUUACAUUCAGUGUGUCUUACCAAAAUCCACUGUGUGAGUCGAACCUUCCUCAUAAGACGAAAUUUGAAAAUAUUAUAGAUCCUGCAUUCUUUACGUCAGUGUUCACUUGCUAGCGUUCUUCUUCCUGACUGCCUUUGUUGGCACAUUGUUACAUUUGUUGGAGUGUUAAACCAACUGUUGAUCAGCAGAAUAGUGUGAAACAAGCAGCAAGAUGUGAACUGCAGCACGACUGCACGACACAAACAAAAUGGGGACCUACUUUUACAAUCAUUAAAAAAAAUCUCCACAGAGUAUCUUUAAAGUUUAUUUUUCUUGAGACAAAUUUACAAAAGUUGUCUGUGCAGUAAGAAUAUUUGAACCUCGUUCUUAUGCAAAACAAUGUAUGUCAAGUAAGGUGAAAGUGAAAUUAGAAUUUUUAUUGAUUCUAGUGACACAUUCAGACGCUCUUGAAACAAGUUGAUUUCUAUUGUUCCAACAGAAAGGUUGAAAUAUUCUUAGUGCACUCGAGGAUUUCUUCACUUAUUUUAUGAAAGUUAAGUUUCAAAACUCAAUUAUAGACAGAAUGUAUGCAGUGUGAGGUACCUGGUCUUUAAUAGCCAAGUCUUUAACUGACUCACUGAGUUAAUGAAUGUGGAGCUAUAAGGAAGAAAUGUUUGCAGGAUAUAUGAGAAAAUUCCUUCGUAUAUUUGAUAUGCAUUUUAUUUCUGUCUGGUUGAUGAAAUCUCUUCAGCCUGUGUGGACGCUCCAGCUGCAGACUGUCACGCACGCCUCAUCCAGUGUGGGCACCUUGAUUAAAUCUUUUGCAACUAGGCAACGGGCUCCUGCCAAAUAGAUCCGACCAACAUCUUCUCUCUCAAUUCAGAUCAGUCGGCGAUACCUUGGUGUUAUUCUGCACACCAAAAACACAGCAGCAGGGACGAUCACCUUUUUUAGACACAUAAAGAUCUUUUAGACGUUUAAAAUUUCUUUCCACUCUAUUUUCCAUUUUCUAAAAUGUUCAGUCACUAAGAUGAGUCAGUCAAAAUCUUCUCUCCCAACAUUUUUUUUCUAAAGUAGCAUCUGAUGGAUAGCAUUUUAUAAAUUACUUUAAUAGAAGUGGCAGUGACAAAGUGCUUUAUUGUGAUUUAACUGCGUUUUGAUCAAUUUUGACAGCAGUGGCACCAGAAACGUGAUUAUUAAAAGUCAAAUUAAAUGCGUCUGUCAUGUAAACAGAAUUUAACACUCGUCAAUUUAUGCAACCAGUAAAAUACAGAAAAAUACUUGUGUGCAUGUAAAUGUAUUAAAUGUCUCAUAUGAGAAGAACAGAGCACUGGCGAGUACCAGUUGCAUGGCAUGAAUAUGUCAGUGACAUCCUGGUGUUUGCAUGACAUGCUCAAAGUUUUAUGAAGCCCUAAAGCCUUACUAUAUGUGUAUGUGUGUGUGUGUGUGAGUGUGAGUGUGUUUUGAUUAGCAUGACAUUUUGUCCAAAAUUGUUCAUUUUCUAUGUACAACAUGUAGUAUUUUGUAAAAAUGUUUUUGAUUGGUUUGAAAUGACUCGAAACGUGUGCUGGAUUUGUACUGUAUAUAACUACAUAUGUACUAGUUUCUACGAUUGUCAGUGAAAUGCCAAUUAUGCACCAGCGAGUGAGAAGUGCUGAUGAGAGGCAUUUUAAUUAUGUCUGUUUCAAUGUUAAUGAAGCCCGGGGGAGGAGGCAGAAAUGUCAAGAAAGAAAUGAGGAAAACACGGCAACGAGGAAAACUAUGUUAUGUGUUUUGACAUGAACAUCCUCGAUGUACUCUGCUGUCCAUCUGAUGAAUUAGAAGAAAUUGCAUGUGAUUGCAGCCUCGAGUGCUCGACAGAGGAGAGCAACUACAGACAGAAAAGAAGUCAGAGACAUCAGAGUGAUGCAAAUUACUGAGGUUUCUCACACACUGCCCCAAAGCUUCAGUUUAAUUCUGUGAGAAUUACUUUCAACUGGUGUUUGUAGCUCACUUGUAGCACUGCUAUUGAUAUGGUCUAUAUACUUUAUAUACAGUGACACUGCUGGUUGUUAUGGUGUGAAACUCGGGUGAUCUGUUGUAAUCCCUGUUGCAAACAUACAGUGCCUGCUCGUAGAGUUAUUGUAUUUUCUACUCAAACUUCCUAAAUUAUACUCAACUUGUUGUUACCAAACCCUUUCUGAGGUUUCUUCUAGCAUGACUAACAUACUUAAGUAGUGUCGGUACUAAACGUCAGUGGAUUCUUAUUGUUUAGUGGUGGGUUGACUUGUGUUCUGAUUGUAGAUGAGGAUUUGCUGCCGAAACAAAUGUUUAUGAUGAUGAUACCCCUGAAAUAUGGGUGACGUAUUCCGCAAAUCGUCCAACUGAGUCUUAUUUUUUUUAUAAUUAAUAGUUUUGACUGUUUUCAUGUGGCUUAUCAUUUAAUAGAAUUGAAAUGCAGGGAGAUAAACAAUAAACAGUUAUGCGACUGCUUCUGCCUGGCCAGGCUUAGUUGCCGUUAUCUGGCCUCGUCACAGGCUCGUAGCUGCAAAUGGUGAAAAGUUCGGUCACAUGUCUGAGUAGAACAACCUUAUCUGUAAAUAUAUCUAAAGGAAUAUCUAUUGUAGCUUAAACAGAUAGUCUUACCCAAGUCUUACCUUGAUAAGAGGUUAAAAAAAAAACUGUUAUACUUAAAAAGUUUGUCUUUAACUUUCUUUCUAUGCCACAAGCUUACCAAAAUCCACAAUAGAUAUUUGAUAAGAAACCCAUUUUGGACCCAUGUUUCACUUCCUGUCUCCGAAUGGUUCCAGAAAAGGCAGAAACCGAAGACAAGAGUGUAGGCUUUAAUAUGUCACAUUUGACAACACAGCAGCACAAAGCUUUGUACACUUUGUGCUGCUCUUGUGGUAGAGUUUGAGCUGAGCUGGAGGCUCAACGCAUGUCUUAUAUUGGACAAUGCUGAGAGGUGAUAAGUCCUGAUAAGCCCACUUGGAAAAAAUGGACAGUACCUUGUCUUUGUUCCCCUUAACUUUCUGAAAAGACAAAGCAUCCUAAAAUCCUCUAUUUAAACAGUACUUGUACUUUUUUUGUCAAAUUAUGUAGAUGCUCUAAUAAGUUUAACUAGACACUAGCCUUGAUGGAGGCUUCAAAACAAAUUUGAUUCUCACUAGUGGGGAAUGAAAUAUGUGUCAAAGGCCUUGUUGUUGCUACAUAAUUCAUCAAAAAAAGGUUCCUCUGUUCAGCUUCUCAGGCUCAGCUCUACUUUUAUCUAAGAUAGUCUCCUGCUACUAUUAGCAUGUUAGCAUUAAUCUUAAAGUGUAGCUGAUUUGACAUUUUGAGAAAAUGUCAUGCCAAGAGUAAGAUGAGAGGAUUGAUAGCACUCUCAUAUCUGUAAAUUAAAUAUUGAGCUAGAGCCAGGCAGGGAUUAUAUUAGCUUAGUGUAAAGAUGGAAAACAGGAGGAAACAGCUGGCCUGUGCGUGGAAAUAACACGCCUACCAGCAUCUCUGAAGCUGAGUAAUUAAUAACCUACAUUAUAUUUCAUUUGUUUAAUCUGUACACAAACUGAAAUGUCAGAGUGGCAAGUUGUGGUUUUAAUGGGGCGCAAGGUGCUGAAACUAUUGGCAACCAGCACAGUGAUCAAAAAAAGGUUAACAUUUUGACCUGUCGGUGGCGCUAGAUAAAAUGUCAGUCGAGCUCUAAACUUAACUGGAUUCUCCCUCUGAGGACUAUGAAUAUACCAAAUAUUAUGACAGUUCAUUCGGUAUUUAUCAAAACAUUUUCAAGAUCAUAAGAUAUUUCAAGUGUUGAACCGACAGACAUUGCUGUCCCCAGAGUCACACUGAUUGUGUGGUUAAAAAAUGCCAACCUUUAUCUGAUCUACAGAAGAAUUAACUUUCCCAUUAUCCCUCCGCCUGUUGUUGUGGAGGAAAUCAGUCCUCAUAUCUCUGCACUCAAUAGCUGUUUAAUUAGGUACAAGGUGCAGAGGCUUGACUGAUAACAUUUAAAAUGAGAACUGAGGAGAGCGUCAGUGCCUGCGUGUGUGAGAGACUGAGAGCGGCGGGAGCCAGUUGGAUGUUUUAUUUCAUUGAUAGUCACUUUUUAUUCCUUAAGCUGUUUUGAUAAACUGUAUAUAUGCUGUAGCGUCUCUCAAGUCUUCCUGUCUUGACAGGUUCUCUAUGAAAAAUGAAACUGAAAAGUGCCGGUCCGUUACUUGACACCGAAAUCUUUAGUUUAUUUCCAGGCUUAGAUAAACAAUGGAAGCUGGUUUCCAUGUGCUGUUGCUGUUCUCGUUGUGCGUCUGGCCUACUUUUUUUUACUGUGAUGCUACAACCACUGACAGCUGUCCUCUGGUUACUUACUGUGUUAAUGGGUGUGAAGUACUUUAAUUAAA